CGGAGCGGUUGCAGUUGUGGCUGCGGAUGACGUUCAUACUCUUUGAAAAUAUGGAAGGAAGUAUCGAACCGUGGGGGAGUUUCUGUUUCUCAAUUCCGCUCAAACUUGAACUUCUUUCUUUCGGCCACGACGGUUUACUGUAUGGAGUCCUAUCUCACUUGCAAUUUCUUAUGCUGAUAUCAAUGCAGUCAUCAUGGCAGACCACGAGCUCGACAACUACAACUUGGCCGCCGCUCUCGAGCACCAACUAGGUCUUGGGCCUCCAUACUUCUACAAACGCGAUGAAGCCGGCAACAUCGUACAAUCUCACAUUCCGCCACUACCAAGAGCUCCAAGCAUGACUCUCGCUGUCGAGCCCGUCGACAUGAGCAUGAGCGCCCUCCGACAACUCAUGAAAGAACUCGAGUUGCCUGAGUCUGCUGCCCUUGAGCCUCCGGCUGGCGUUUUCUCAUCUCCGCUCUCCUCGGCCCCUGCCUCGACAGAUGGAAUGGACAUCCCUCCCUCUUCUCCCACUCGACCACGAUCGAGAUCCCCUCCUGGCGAGGAUCAACAACCUCCGCCCAAAAGGCUACUAAGGACUCGUAAGCUAUUUCCAUAUUGAUGCUGUAUGAGUUUUGUAUUGACAAGAGAUAGGCCCGGUCCUCCCGGCUGCUCUUGAUCCUGCUGCCGCCGCUGCACCUGCACCCGCACCUGGAGAUGUCGAGGCCACUAC
Molecule: messenger RNA, 712 nt
Organism: Aureobasidium pullulans EXF-150
Lineage: Eukaryota; Fungi; Ascomycota; Dothideomycetes; Dothideales; Saccotheciaceae
Exons: 1
Coding region: 194-601 (135 amino acids)
Source: RefSeq, a predicted model, not a curated record